AUGUCGGUUGUUGUACCAUUACCGUUUGAUCGAUCAACAAAAUAUCUUAAUCCUCGACAUCAUCAUCCGCAAAAUGUUCCACCAUGGAAAAAGCAUGAUUUAUUGCAAAAACAACAACGAAACGUGUCAGUAUCAUUGCAUUCAUCAAGACAAAAGUCGUCUCAUCUUCUGUCAACAACUAGUGAGCCAUUUAUGCAUAAUCAUAUGAAUGAUUCAAAAAAUCAUUUUUCAUUAACUAAGUCAAACAUUCUAUCACCAGUAUCUCGUAUUUCAAAAGCUACAUCAGCUACCAUGGCUAUUGAACAAAAAUUAAUAAAUAGUAAUGAAGAUGAAGUACCGUCAAAUAUUGUUAAUGUAAUGAAGAAACGUUUCGAAUCGUUAACGUCGAAUCAGUACCCGACAACAACAACAACAACAACAACAACAACAACAACAACAACAACAACGGCAAUAAAACGCCGUUCAUUAAAUACAAUGCCAGAUCCGAAUGAAAAUUUAGCUUCAACAAAUUCAAUCAUUCCAAAAACAAUACCACAACAAGUGUUUCAAUCAGUUUUAUCUUUACCAUCCCAAAUACCAUUACUACAACCGACACCAACUAUCGUUGUUACUAAAAUACCUUCACCAUUGAAACGGACAACAAGAUUAUCAAGGAGUCAAGAUAGUUUAACAGCAAAUCAACAUAGUACAACGUAUAUUGGUGGACAUAUUGUCACUGCCGAACAAUUAUCAUCAUUUUUAACACCGAAAAACGAUGUUAUCAUUGUUGAUACAACAACUACGAAUUCGAAUGACAAUAAUACAUUACAAGCUAUACAUAAAACAUCAUCUAUUCGUCAUUCGUAUACGGAAUUACAUGUUGAUGAAGCGCCGAAAGCUGGCACUGUUGAACAAGUUAAGAAUAUGUUUGAACGACAAAUACGAAUGAGUCGAUAUGAUGCUGAUAAAUUGACAACAUUAAUGAUUAAUAAUAAUAAUAAUAAUAAUAAUAAUAACAAUAGUUGUAAUAUUAUUAGCAGUACAAAAUCGAAUAAUAAUAAUAAUUAUCGUGAAACAUCUAGUCCACGUAGUCGUAGUUUAUCGCCAUAUAAUGAUGUUCUACGACAAAGACGAACAACAUCGGUACCACUGCAAUCAUCAUCAAAAGAACAGCAGACUCAAUUAUCUUAUCCUGAUCUUGUCACAUCUCAUACACCUCCACCAUCAUCAACAAUCCCGCCGACGACUAUAAUUGAACAAAAGUAUUUAGACUCACUGACAUCGGUUACAGAUAGUUUUAGAACAAUGACAUUGAAAGACCAUAGUGCUGAUCAGGACAUAAGAACAAAUUACUCAUAUCGAUUAUCGUUAUCUUCCCAUAAAAUUCCAUCAACAGAAACAGUAUCAACAACAUUAAAAUCACUACAGGCAGAUGAGAAACAAUUAAAUAAUUCCAUAAAAUCGAAUCUUUUAUUAACUUCCACUGCUGUAUCAAUUCCAAUGACAAACGGUAGCAAUAUUAAUGUCAAUACUCAACAAUUAACGUCAGAUAUUAUUGAUUCAAAACCAAUUGAUUUUAAAAGUCAUUUAGCAUUAUUUAAUCGAAAUUGUCCAAAUGAUAUUUUAUUAGUAGUGCCGACAUCAACAAUUGUACCUCAACUAGCACCUCCUCCUGUACCCAAAAAGCCAGUACCAUCGUCAAAACCAAAUUUGACUUUAAAUUAUCAUCAUAAUCAAAUGGGUACAAAUGAGAUAUGUUCAAAUGAAGACUUUAUAGAUAAUUCUACAGAUGAUGUACCAUUUCAAACAAAUCUCUCAAUAUCAACAAAUGAAACAAAAUCUGAAAACAUUAAAAAUUCAACAGUAGUUAAUCGUGCAAAAGGUGUCACAUUUUUUGGUGGUUCAAAAGUGGACGGUAAAGAAACAACAGUAAUAAUGAAAUUAAACGAUAGCAAAUCAUCGCUAGCUUCAACAAAUCUACUAGUGGAAACAAGUCAGGUACAUGUCAUAGGUGGAAAUGUGAAACUAGAUAAAUCAUCCAUAUUCUCUGGUCUUAAAAAGGAUGUUCGUGUUCAAUUUAUUGAGGAUAUUUUGACGUUUGAAUAUCCAUCGUACGAAUUUUUAAUGGCUGAAUAUGGUUUAACGGAUGAUGAAGAUGAUACAAUUAUUGUUCAAGAUCGACGACAUUCAACAUUAAUAAACGAUGAUGAUAAAAAAGAAUUGAUAAAACUGAUAAAUAAAACUGAAAAAAUGAGUGAGAGCGGCGAUGAUGUAGAUGAUGAUGAACUGGAACAUUUAGCUCAAAUAAAUGCAAAAUUUAAUUCAAAUAAUUUAGAAGAAAAAACCGUUAAACCAAAAGGUAGUCUUCAUACGUUUCGUCCGACACAUGUGGAACCAUAUGAACUUGGUAGUCAACAUAAUAGUACUACAUCAAUAUCAUUUCCAUCAAAUUCAUUUUCAAGCUCAGAUAAUAAUCUAAGUACUCAAUCAACGUCACUCACAUCCUAUUCUGUAAUGGCAAGACAACAUUUAUUCACAACUAAUACAAAGCCAGCUAAUUUUUCAUCAUCCGUAUCUUCAACGAAUCAUGCACUUAAACAGAACGAUUCUAGUAUACAAUGGAGUUCAAUAUCAACUACUACUGAUCUUCUCUUUUAG
Didymodactylos carnosus is the source of this 2637-nucleotide messenger RNA. The record is from the annotation of a GenBank genome assembly. Lineage: Eukaryota; Metazoa; Rotifera; Eurotatoria; Philodinida; Philodinidae.